Molecule: messenger RNA, 3263 nt
Organism: Rosa chinensis
Lineage: Eukaryota; Viridiplantae; Streptophyta; Magnoliopsida; Rosales; Rosaceae
Product: protein FAR1-RELATED SEQUENCE 5-like
Exons: 4
Coding region: 173-2866 (897 amino acids)
Molecular function (GO): zinc ion binding
Source: RefSeq, a predicted model, not a curated record
UCACAGGAAAAGGAGCGAAGGAGGAGCUAUCACCGGCACCCCUCCUCCUCAGUUCGAGCUGGUUCUUUGCAUAUUACUCAGAGGCUUGACAGAACAAUUGAGAUUUCAAACCGCUGAGCUUCUCUCUAUUUUGCAUCAAUAUCAGAAAGUUACUUUCUUUUGGUUUUAGUUGAUGGAGAGUGGAUUGCGAUAUUCUGAACAUAAGUACUACGAUUCUCUCAUGGAUCUGAACAGUGAGGAAGGAUCUAUCAAUGGAAGUUCAGAUGCAGAUAUGGAAAACACAGAUUUUACAAAAGAGGAAGAUAUGCAGGAUUUCACAUUAUUCAGGGGGAAGCCAUAUCAGGAUUUGACAUUAGAUGAUUUGAAGGAAGUUGAGUUUAAUACGAUUGAGGAGGUCGACAGAUUCUACAAUUACUAUUCAUUGGCAAAGGGGUUCAGUAUGAGGAAGUAUAAGCAGGACAAGAACCGUGCAGGUACACUGAUCAUUCGAAGGCAGCUUGUGUGUUCGAGGCAAGGACAGAGAAAACAGUCAGGCCCGAAUAGUGGUAAGCAGGAUAGUUGGAAGGACUCCUUUGUUAAGGAUUGUCGACAUAGAUCAGAUGGGAAGAAAGACAUCAUGGGCCAGCACCCUCAUAAAAAACCAAGGACAAAGAAUCGCCGAAUAACCAGAUGUAACUGUCCAGCAAGUUUAACAGUUAGGCUGUGCACCAAAAGAGGGGUCUACUAUGCCUCAGAAUUCUCCACUGAGCACAACCAUGCAUUGACUAGACCUGAGCACCGUCAUUUUUUAAGAUCGCAGCGGCAUGUUAGUGACUACAACCUUGCUCAAGUUAAUACAUUGAGGAAGGUUUCAGUGAGAACUUGCCGUGCAUAUGAAUUCCUCGUACACCAAGCCGGGGGCUAUGAGUUUGUUGGAUUUCAACCGAGGGACCUGUACAAUAAAAUGCAGGGUGAACGGAGAGAAAUCAUGAUGGAUGGGGAUGCACAGUCUUCAAUAACGUGGAUGAAUUUGAAAGCAUUGCGGGACCCCCAUUUUUAUUGCAUAUUCAGUGUUGAUGAAGAGGGGAGGCUUGCAAAUAUGUUUUGGCGAGAUGGGCAGUCUUUAACCGAUUACAAUGCUUUUGGAGAUGUUUUGAUUUUCGAUAGCACUUACAAGACCAACAUAUAUGGAAGACCCUUGGCUGUAUUUGUUGGGUGUAACAACCACAGAGCAACCGUUCUUUUUGGUUGUGCACUAUUAGUUGAUGAAACUGAGGAAACUUACCAUUGGGCCAUCACAGCAUUUCUCACCUCUAUGUACGGCAAAAAACCAGUUUCUGUAAUCACUGAUAGUGAUGAAGCUAUGCGUAAUGCAGUGACUAAUCUCAUACCGGAGGCAAGACACCGUCUUUGUGCAUGGCAUAUUGGGAGAAACGUGUGUCAGCAUUUGAAAAACCCAAAAACCCAGACAGAUUUCUUUCAUUUGAUAUUUGCUGGUCUUACUGUUGAGCAAUGGGAAUCUGCAUGGCAGUAUUUUGUGGCGAUGAAUCGGCUUGAGAACAACACAUGGGUGGCUGGUAUGUACAACAAACGUCAUAGAUGGGGGGAAGCCUUUUUUCGAGACCAUUUUUUUGCGGGAAUUUGCAGCACCCAACGAUGUGAGGGGAUGCACAAAAAUCUGAAAGGAGGUAUUGGCCGUUGUAUGAGGUUGUACGAGGUGUUACCUAGGAUGGAAAAAACAGUUCAGCGGAUCAGACAACAGGUUCUAUAUGAUGAUUAUCGCUCGGAGAACUGUGAACCAGUGUAUGUAAGUCACAUGCGUGGUUUGCAAGAGGACAUUGGGAGAAGAUUCACCCAUGACAUCUUUCUCUUAAUCAAGGAUCAGAUUCGAUAUGAGUCCAAGUUCAUUCUUGACCCAAAUAGACUUGUUGAUCCACACACUCAUUCCGUGUUGAUAUCAUUGAGUCAAUAUGGAAAGCCUCAGCGGAGAUGGACUGUGUUGUACCAGCCUGAUGAGAACAAUCCUUCUUUUGUUUGUUCUUGCAAACUAUUCGAGUCUGAUGGAAUUCCUUGUUGUCACAUUUUUGCUGUCAUAAAAAAUGAGCAGAUUACAACAUUACCAGAAUCCUUGGUGAACAAGAGGUGGACUAAAGAGGCCAUGGUUAGGAAGACCUUGUCAACUUUUAAGGAGGUUCCUGACAAAUAUGUGCAGAUUGCACGGUAUGGUGAAUUGAUGUCCCAAUGUGCUAAAUUCUGCCAUCGUGCAUCCUAUAGCGAUGAGGGCUAUGAUGAGAUGAGGGAAGCUUUGAAUCUUCUCACCAUCCGCUCAGAAGAGUAUAGUGCAGGAAUCCUAGACAACCUGGAGGAUGAGCACUUUGAGGGUCUGCAUCCCAAUGUCAUCAAGGACCCAGUCGUGUGUAGGACAAAAGGAUCAAAACACACUAAUGCGGAAUGCAGGGAACAUUUUAGUUCCAAUGAUCAACCCAAAGUAGGUGGAAAAUGCACAAAAUGUCAACAACGGGGACACAACAAGCGAACUUGUGGGAGGGAAAACAAAUUGGGUGCUUCUGAUGCCAAGAGUCCCACACCAACUAAGGUUGUAUCUGUUACAUGUAGUGAAGGUUUAGAGGAUGAUGUUUAUGAUGAUGGCACAAGUGACGUCAAUUUUGAUGAAUUCAAAGACGGCGAAUUCACUAAAAGACAGUCCUCGAAUUUGAUGCGUCACGUGGAAGAAGUUCGCCCAUUCGAGUUUUUUGCUGGGUAUGAUAUAAGUGAAAAUGAAGGUUCUAAUACAAACUGUACCAGAGUUCCCAAUUUCUUUCAACAUUUCAGGCCCUUCCCCAACGAUGAGGGCUACGACGGUGCGUCACACAGUGAUGACAAUUAAUAUUUUGACUCCAGGUUGCUUUCCAAAGUACAGGAAAUGGUUCGGUCAGGAUUGACAAAGUGUUUAGGGAUGAGUCUUUGAAAAAUCUAUAAUUGUCAGUUGUUUUGGUGGACAUGAAGGAAAAUGUUCCAGUAAAUGAACAGUAUGGAUGUGUAGUUCUAGGAUACUUUAUGUUCAGGACAAUGGGUUUUAUGGAAAUAACAAUGACCUUUCGAGUUCAGACUGCUGUUGUUUUUGUAUGUUACCUCAUGGAGGAUUCAUUUCAAAACUUCCCACUAAUGUUACCUUAUGGAUAGUAGGUUUAAUGUGUUUCCAUUCAAUACUAUUGCUCUUGUGUUUAUGAUUUAUGGUUGUCAUAUUUUCAGUUCUAUAUCUAUUUAAUAGAAAAUUUGUUGAA